UGCUGCUGCCAGGUCCAGAGUCUCUCAUGGGUCCCUGUACGGCCUCCCAUUGCUGCUGUCUCCAUCGCCACACUCUGCCAUGUGCCACUUUCAGGUCUCCUCACACUCCUGCUGUUUUCCAUUUUGUCAUAGGUUGCUGGCAGAUUACAGGCCUCCCAUAGGUGCUGCCAGGCCCCAAAUCUGCCAUGGGGCCCCCCGUACCGCCUCGUCACGCUGCUGCUGGGUCCACAGUGUGACAUGGGUCCCUGUACCGCCUCCCAUUGCUCCCACUCUGCCAUGUGCCACUUUGAGGUGUCCUCACACUCCUGCUGGUUUC
Molecule: messenger RNA, 316 nt
Organism: Staurois parvus
Lineage: Eukaryota; Metazoa; Chordata; Amphibia; Anura; Ranidae
Source: the annotation of a GenBank genome assembly